AGGAAACGAAACAAGAGGUAAAGAGAGCAAAACGACAAGAGCAAGCUAACAGGAAGGAGAAAGAUAGAAAAGACAACAACAAAGGCGAGAAACAAGAAAUAGGGAAUGAAAGGCAGAAUAGAGAGAAUAGGAAAGAAGA
Messenger RNA from Entrophospora candida, 139 nucleotides. NCBI's taxonomy places the organism in Eukaryota, Fungi, Glomeromycota, Glomeromycetes, Entrophosporales, Entrophosporaceae. The record is from the annotation of a GenBank genome assembly.